GGGGCGAGCAUGGGGACACGGGGGCGAUCGCGGGGGUCCCGGCGGGCCCGGGGCCGUCCUCGGCACAGCCCACCGGACAGCGAGAGAAGCUGCAGGCGGCGGGAGGAGCCGCCGGUCCGGGCCGUGGCCUCCGCGGCCCCACGUGGGGCGGCGCCGCGGGGAAUUCGAACGGCGGGAAGGGGCGGGGGCCGUGCUCGGGCCGUGCGGAACCGGGCAGGGGGUGAGGACGCAGAUUCCACGAUGCCGGGAAAACGCAGAGUGCAGAUCCUGGUCCCAGAAGAAGUGUCUUCUGAGAUGAAAAAGGUUAAAGAUUCCAAGAUGCCAGCAAAACGCAGAAUGAAGAUCCUGGUGCCAGAAGAAGAAUCUACUGAGACAAAAAAGGUUAAAGUCUGCCACCCAUCACAUCGCUCACAGCCUGGGCUGGUGCUGACACUGGGCCAGGGUAAUGUUGGGCAGCUGGGUCUGGGUGAAGACAUCAUGGAGAGGAAGAAGCCAGCUCUGGUCACGCUGCCGGAGAUGGUGGUGCAGGUGGAAGCUGGAGGGAUGCACACGGUGUGCCUCAGCCAGACUGGAAAGAUCUACACCUUUGGCUGCAAUGAUGAAGGUGCCCUGGGACGCGACACCUCGGCUGAAGGGUCUGAGAGCUCUCCAGGGCUGGUGGAGCUGCAGGAGAAGGUGGUGCAGGUGUCGGCGGGGGACAGCCACACGGCCGCGCUGACUGAGGAUGGCAGGGUCUUUGUCUGGGGCUCCUUCCGGGAUAACAAUGGAGUGAUCGGCUUGCUGGAGCCCUUGAAGACAAGCUCCAGUCCUGUGCUGCUCCAGCUCAAUACCCCUGUUGUUAAAAUAGUGUCAGGAAAUGACCACUUGGUGAUGCUGACAGUGGAUGGCGACCUGUUCACGUGUGGCUGUGGUGAACAGGGCCAGCUGGGCAGAGUGCCAGCACUCUUUGCCACCCGAGGAGGACGGCGAGGACUGGAACGGAUGCUGGUCCCCCAGCUUGUCCCUGUCAGAGGCAGAGGGAGAAGAAGCAAAAUGCGCUUCCAGGACGCUUUCUGCGGGGCGUAUUUCACCUUCGCCGUCACGCGUGAGGGACACAUCUAUGGAUUUGGCCUCUCCAACUACCACCAGCUGGGGACCCAGGACACCGAGCCCUGCUUCUCCCCGCAGAACCUCACGUCCUUCAAGAACUCCACCAAGUCUUGGGUUGGGUUCUCUGGUGGGCAGCACCACACGGUCUGCGUGGACUCUGAGGGUAAAGCCUACAGCCUGGGCAGGGCAGAGUAUGGCCGACUGGGCCUUGGGACAGGGGCAGAGGAGAAGAGUGCACCCACCGUUAUCCCGGAGCUCCCCAGUAUCAUCUCGGUGGCCUGUGGAGCGUCAGUUGGCUAUGCUGUCAGCAGUGAUGGACGAGCGUUUGCGUGGGGAAUGGGCACUAACUACCAGCUGGGCACUGGAGAGGAGGAUGAUGUCUGGAGCCCCGUGGAGAUGACGGGGAAGCAGCUGGAGAACCGGCGGGUGCUGGCCGUGUCCAGCGGUGGGCAGCACACGGUGCUGCUGGUCAGUGACAAGGAGCAGAGCUGAUGAAGCGACACCGCAGCCGGACCCAGCGGAAUCACAGCACCCCCAGACCCCCCACAACUUCUGCCUGGGUUGGGGAGCCGAUUACUUAGGGAGGGCAGGAGGCUCAUGGAGCUCGGCCCAGCAGUGCCUGUGUGGCUGGAACAGGGUGCCCGUGGGUUCUCUCUGCAAGCGUUUGUCUGUUUUCCUGUGGUGCCCAGUGCUCUGUCAGCUCCCCGGGUCAGCUUGGUCCUAAACUGAUCCCAGUUCUGUGCCUGGAUGGAUUUACACUUCUUCUCGUCUUUUUUUUUUUUUUUUAACAUUUCCUGGCCCAGCAAAGCUGAGGGUUUUGUUCUUUACUCUGCAAUCAGGUUUGGGUAAUAGUCUCCCUGAGGUCCCCAUGUCCCCCACAUCUGGAUGCUCUUCCAGCCCCUUCACCUAAAUCACCUCUGGAUUUGUCUGCUGCCACCCCCCAAACCCCUCUGAGCCUGUUCCGGGUGGAUCUGAGUCCAGCAGGAAUGUGCCCAGGAAGCUCUGUCCUCUAAUCCAGAGCUUGUGACUGCUGUGGGGAAAUUCUGCCUGGUGAGGGAGAAUGCUGUUGGAUGAUGCCUAGCACAGUGUGACCGCUGGAGGCUCCUGCCUCCCUCAAGCUGAGCCCUCCCUCAAGCUGAGCCCCUGCCUGGCAGUCAGGCCAGGAGCAGAUUCCCCACUCCCCAUGGCCUGGAGCAGCUGCCUCAUGCUACUGUUCCCAGUGCUGGCCACUCCCUCUUUGCCAUUGCCUUUGGAAACCCAACCAAAUCCAUCCCACCGGUGGGAACACUGUUACUUUAAUUUUUUCUCUUUCACUUGUUAAGGAAGGAGGUUCAUUUGCUGUUAGGGCCUGGAUGAGCAGACACCCAGACCGUAGCUAUGCACGGAGUUGCUGGAAACAACAGCACUCCUCCUCCCCGUUGCCUCCCUGAUCCAACUGGUCUUGAUUCCUGUGCCCAGCCUGCUCCAUCCUCUCCUUACAGGAGGUACCUUCCAGGUGCCUGGAGUGAGGAGGGCUCUGCAAAAAGUUAAUUGUAGCAAUAGGAGGGGGGGUUGUGGCUGGGGAAGGGUGUCUGGGGUUAUACAAUGGUUCCAAAGGGGUUGGAUUUUUUUAAAAAAGAAAAUGUAUUUUGGUUGAUUAAUCAAGGCAGAAAGGACAAAAAAAAAAUCUUUUAAAUUUGGAAUA
Zonotrichia leucophrys gambelii is the source of this 2773-nucleotide messenger RNA. RefSeq names its product regulator of chromosome condensation 1 (gene RCC1). Bases 10 to 1581 code for a protein of 523 amino acids. Gene Ontology annotation, cellular component: cytoplasm. The record is from RefSeq and is a predicted model, not a curated record. Gene Ontology annotation, molecular function: guanyl-nucleotide exchange factor activity. The transcript is spliced from 11 exons. Lineage: Eukaryota; Metazoa; Chordata; Aves; Passeriformes; Passerellidae.